GCUCAUGUUUUUGACGAGUUACUUGAAGGCCUUUAUGCGCAAUGUCGAAGGGUGCGGGGUGGGUCUUGAGCUUUGGCGGGGUUACUCGUGCUCAUCCACGACGCCAAUACGGCACAGCCAAGUUGAACUCCUUAUCAACGCUUGAUGAUAGCCCGAAGAGCGAAGAGGAAAUACCAAAGAAUACAGAGCUAUGGAAUACAGAACUCAAGAUACCCAGCACCACAGAGUACAGCCUCGGCUCAUCAUCCACGGCGGAGCAGGCAACAUCCAGCGGCAUAACUACCCGCCGGAAAAGUACCAGGCUUAUCGCGAUGCCCUCAUCACCAUCGUGACCAAGACAAAUGUCUACAUGACCACGCCAGCGGCAAGUGUCGCUGAGAAGUUGUCCCCUACAAGACGCCUUCCCUCUGCGCUGGACGUGGCGACCUUCGCCGUGGCCCUGCUCGAGGACAACCCUCUGUUCAACAGCGGCCACGGCGCCGUCUUCACCCGCGAUGGCGUCAACGAACUGGAGGCGUCCGUCAUGGUCUCCCGCGGCUACAAGAAGCGCGGCGUGGGCGUCAUGGGCCUCCGCCGCGUGCGCAACCCCAUCGUGCUCGCGCGCAAGAUGCUCGAGCACGGCCAAGACGACCUCCAGCCGCAAGCUGCCCUCAGCAGAGAGCCCCGUGCCGCCGCUCUCGACGUCCCCUCGGCGCAGGGCCACACGCAAAUCUUCGGCGACGCAGCAGAGCAGCUGGCAGCGCAGUACGGAAUGGACCUCGUCGCCCCGGGGUACUUCUUCACGCAGCAGCGCUGGGAUGAGCACCUGCGCGCGCUGGAGCAGGAGAAGAACGGGUCUGGCCUGGCGACCUGGAGCGCCACUGAGUACCUGCCCCAGGGGACCUGCGGCGCCGUGGCCCUCGAUGAGGACGGCGUCAUCUGCGUAGCCACCAGCACGGGCGGCCUGACGAACAAGUUGACAGGCCGCAUUGGCGAUACGCCCGUCGUCGGGGCCGGCUUCUGGGCCGAGGAGUGGAGUGAGGACGGUGAUCCUACUCGGGGCGGCGACGGCGUCUGGCAGCGGUUGCAAGAGGCUGUUACCAGACGGGGUCCAUCUCUUGUCCUCGGCGAUGCCCUCACAGGCGCCCUAGCAGACUGCCUUCCCACGCCGCUGAUGUACUCCCCACUGGCCCCAUGGACCGGUGGCACUACGACGACACGAUCAAUGGGCGGUUCUGGGACCGGCAACGGCGACUCCUUCCUGCGCAUCAACGCCCUGCGCACCGCCGCCGCCAUGGCGAGAUGGAAGCCGGAAACGAGCGCAAAGGCCGUGACGCACGUUGCCGGUCCUGGGGGCGAGCUCGAGAAGAGCGCCGAGGACCGGUGGCGGCGGACGGGCGAAGGCGAGGGCGGCAUCAUCGGGAUCGAGUGUGCCCUUGUUCGCGAUGCGGCUGGGCGGGUUGUCGAAGCUCGAUCCGAGAUCCUGAUGGAUUAUAACUGCGGUGGCAUGUUCCGCGCGUGGAUUGACGACCAUGGCGAGCCCGUCAUGAGUGUGUGGACCAACGGUUCCGUGGACGACCUAUAUAUCAAGCAACACGAGGCUCGUGAAAGAGAGCGGUGAACAGGGAAUGCCAUUGUAUAUUUGAUCUGUACCCAGUUUUGCAGAACCAAAAGCUCCUAUCAUAGAUCCCAGCUCAGGAUCUCUCUCUUUCUCUCUCUCUCUCCCUCUCGCUCAUUUUUCGGCACCCUUGCUCCCUGAGCCA
Ilyonectria robusta is the source of this 1742-nucleotide messenger RNA. RefSeq names its product nucleophile aminohydrolase. Gene Ontology annotation, molecular function: hydrolase activity. The record is from RefSeq and is a predicted model, not a curated record. The transcript is spliced from 2 exons. Lineage: Eukaryota; Fungi; Ascomycota; Sordariomycetes; Hypocreales; Nectriaceae. The coding region runs from base 191 to 1600 and encodes 469 amino acids.